Trifolium pratense (red clover) is the source of this 3237-nucleotide messenger RNA. Its product is annotated as receptor-like protein EIX2. NCBI's taxonomy places the organism in Eukaryota, Viridiplantae, Streptophyta, Magnoliopsida, Fabales, Fabaceae. Gene Ontology annotation, molecular function: protein binding. Bases 52 to 3237 code for a protein of 1061 amino acids. The transcript is spliced from 2 exons. The record is from RefSeq and is a predicted model, not a curated record.
CAGUUUUUUGCUAAAAAAAAAGGUUCAGUUUUAGUACUUUGGCUGAGCAAGAUGACUAGUGCAUUUAUUAUAUCUAUGAAAUUAGUUGGAGUAAUCUUUGUGGUGUUGCAGUUGCACCUUCUUUUGUUCAACUAUUGUGGAGCAGCAGCUGCAAAACAAUUCGGUUCCGGUGGUUGCAUAGCGAAGGAGAGACAUGCCCUCCUAAAGUUGAAGGCAAGCCUUGUGUUGAAUGAAACUCACCUUUUGUCUACUUGGGACAAUAAGAGUGACUGCUGUUCAUGGAAAGGAAUUGCAUGUAGCAAUAAAACUGGCCAUGUUGAAAUGUUUAAUAUAAAUGGCGAUGAGUUUGGUGCUUUUCGAGGCAAGAUCAACGCGCCAUUGAUGGAAUUGCGGCAUUUAAAGUACGUGAACAUCAGUUAUUUGAAUCAGUAUUCAAGUAAUUUCCUAGAAUUAGUUGGUUCUCUAAGCAACUUGAGAGUCCUUGUCUUUCGAGGUUCUUUCUUAAGUGGAAGAAUUCACAAUAGCUUUGCUCGUCUUUCGCACUUGCAAUAUCUCGAUCUUUCAUCUAACAGACUGGAAGGUGAAAUCCCUCAUCAAUUUGAAAACAUCUCUCAUUUGCAGCAUCUUGAUCUUAGUUCUAAUAAGCUUGUUGGAACCAUUCCUCAUCAACUUGGAAGGCUUUCAAAUUUGAAGCAUCUUGAUCUUGGUUCUAAUUUUCACCUGGUUGGAUCAAUUCCUCAUGAAAUUGGAAAUAUCUCUCAUUUGCAGCACCUUGAUCUUAGUUAUAAUAAGCUUGUUGGAACCAUUCCUCGUCAAUUUGGAAAACUUUCAAAUUUGCAGGAGCUUCAUCUUGGAUCCAAUGAUGGGCUCAGAGUUCAUGACAAGAAUAAUCAUGUUGGCGGUGAGUGGCUUUCUAAUCUCACUCUCUUAACCCAUCUCGACUUGAGUAAUGUACAAAAUCUCAAUUCUUCUUAUGUCUGGCUGAAAAUUAUUUGUAAACUUCCAAAAAUUGAAGAAUUGGACUUAUAUAUGUGUCAUCUUAAAGAUCUUUUCCUCUCCCAAUCAACAUUAAAUAUUUCUAUUUGGGAUAUAUGUACUUUACAGUCAUUGGAUGUUGGUUAUAACUAUUUCAAUGAAGACAUCUCAACAAUUCUUCCUAAAUUGUCUGGAUGUGCUAGAUACUCACUACAAGAUUUGAUGUUAUUUGGAAACCAAAUUACCGGCACAUUUCCGGACCUUUCAAUAUUCCCAAAUCUAAAAUCAAUAAACCUUUUUAACAAUAUGUUAAGUGGGAAGGUGCCAGAUGGUGAUUUUCCAACUAAAUUGGAGUCUUUGAAUUUUGGAAGAAACUCUUUAGAAGGUGGAAUUCCAAAAUCAUUUGGUAACUUAUGUUCUUUAAGGUCACUAGACCUAUCAACCAAUAUGUUGAGUGAAUAUCUUCCAGUGAUACUUCAUAAUUUAUCUGUUGGGUGUGCUAAGAAUUCAUUGAAAGAAUUAGAUUUGUCUAGCAACCAAAUUAUUGGCACCAUACAUGACAUGUCAAGAUUCUCAUCUUUAGAAACUUUGUACUUGGAUUCCAAUAAUUUGGAUGGUGUAAUCACUGACUCUCAUUUUAGCAACAUGACCAUGUUAAUGUAUUUAAACUUAAGUUACAAUUCACUGGAUUUGAUGUUCAGUGAAAAUUGGGUGCCGCCUUUUCAAUUGGAUAGCAUAAGUUUAAGGUCUUGUAAUUUGGGGCCUAGUUUUCCAAAAUGGCUAUGGAGUCAAGAAUAUCUUUUUGAUAUGGACAUUUCUAAUGCUGGAAUCUCAGAUGUAGUUCCAGUGUGGUUUUGGACUAAAGCAACAUAUACAAAUUUCAUGAAUAUUUCAUACAAUAAUCUCACUGGCACAAUUCCAAAUUUGCCCAUAACAUUUUCUGAAGGUUGUCAAGUAAUCAUGGAUUCAAAUCAAUUGGAAGGUUCAAUCCCACCAUUUUUUCGAAGUGCAACAUUGCUGCAGUUGUCGAAGAACAAGUUUUCUGAAAUUCGGUUGUUGUUAUGUACUAACACUACAGUUGAUAAAUUGCGCGUAUUGGAUCUAUCAAAGAAUGAAUUAUCAAGGCAACUCCCUGAUUGUUGGAAUCAUUUGAAAUCAUUGAAAUUUCUAGACUUGAGUAGCAAUACUUUGUCCGGAGAAGUCCCGUACACAAUUGGAUCAUUGAGUAAGCUUAGAGUAUUAAUAUUGCGUAACAAUACCUUUAGAGGGAAGUUACCUGUCUCCAUGAAAAAUUGUAGAGAAAUGAUUAUGCUAGAUCUUGGAGAUAAUAGAUUAUCUGGACCAAUACCGUAUUGGUUAGGACAAAAAUUACAAAUGUUAAGCUUACGAAGGAACCGAUUCUCUGGAAGUCUUCCAUUGAGUCUAUGUGAAUUAACAAACAUUCAAUUGUUGGAUCUCUCUGAGAACAAUUUAUCGGGACCAAUUUUCAAAUGCUUGAAGAAUUUUUCUGCAAUGUCUAUAAUUGUUUCCUCGGAAAGAACCAUGGACACUGAAUUAUUUUACCCAAUUGGAUUAAGAACUGGCCUUGGCUAUGAAGGUUAUGAUUUGGUUGCAUUGUUGAUGUGGAAAGGUGCAGAACGACUAUUCAAGAAUAAUGAACUCAUUUUGAGGAGUAUAGAUCUAUCAAGUAAUCAAUUGACAGGAGACAUUCCAGAAGAAAUAGGAAACUUGAUAGAAUUAGUGUCAUUGAAUUUAUCAAGCAACAAUUUGACCGGAGAAAUUACUUCAAAGAUUGGAAAGUUGACAUCACUUGAAUUUCUUGAUUUGUCAACAAACCAUUUAUGUUGUUCAAUUCCUCCUUCUCUAGCUCAAAUUAAUCGCCUUUCCAUGUUGAAUCUGUCUAACAACAACCUGUCUGGAAGAAUUCCAAUUGGCACGCAAUUGCAGAGUUUUGAAGCAUCAAGUUAUGAAGGGAAUGUUGGUCUUUGCGGGAAACCACUUGACAAAACAUGUCCAGGAGAUGAAGAAGUUGCACACCAGAAACCAGAAACACCUGAAGAAAGUAGUCCGGGAGAUAAAAAAUCAAUUUAUUUGAGUGUCGCAUUGGGAUUCAUCACAGGAUUAUGGGGACUCUGGGGAUCUUUACUAUUCAUCCGGACUUGGAGACAUAAAUAUGUCUUGUUUUUGAACAACAUAAUUGACACAAUAUAUGUGUUUAUGGUGUUGAAUGCAACUAAAUUUCAAAGGUGGCUUAGAGGCUAA